AGGUUGAGAACUAAUUUUUCUGUCGCUGAGCUAAUAAUAAGAAAACCCAAGACGGAGAACAGCGGUGUGUACACCCUCAAGGCUAUCGCAAGGAUGAAAAAUUUAACAGCCGAGGCCUCUGUAAACAUCUCCCUCACCAUACAUGGCAAGCCUUACGUGACUUUGCAAGCUGCAUCAGCUCAUGACAACUUGCGCAGUGGCUUAGCAACGUUUAAACGCAACACUUGGGUUCAGAUUACUUGCAGUAUCAAAGGCUACCCAGAGAGUAAUCAGAGCUGGUUCUUUCAGCAAUGUCGUCCACCCAACUGUUCAAUGAAUGACAGCCUGUGGGAGGAAGUGGUCCACAACAAGGACACCAGCAGCCCUGUACACAAAGGAAACGGGAACGUUGUGUACAGUCUACUGGUCCAAGCUCAGACCUCUGGUUACUUUAAGUGCCAGGCUGAAAACACAUUUGGUGAAGUGUCACACACGCUGUUGGCUGUUGUUUCAGGUGAGAGAGGAAUACUGAACGUCACUGAUGAUGCUAGUAGAAUGCUGGCUUUUGGAGACACUCUGGAAGUCAAGUGUACAGCUAACAGAUGGUUGUACAGCACCGUGACCUUUGUCACCAGCAACUCCUCAUGUAUUGGUGGGUCAGCCGCCGCCGCUGCCUUCAGGGCAAGGCCCGCUUGCCUGUUUUUUGCAGAUGAGGGGCUCAAUGUCACCUCAGGCGACUCAGCCAACGCUGAACGUGGUUCAUCCAAUGGAACCAACAGUACAGAAACCGCUGUGUUAAAUUUAAACCACAGUGCUGGACACACCAUGCCCCCACCUUAUGCUGUCCUGCCCAUUGUGACAGCUCUAGAACCUGGCAUUAAUGUGACUUACAAUAGUUCUGGAGAUUACCUUAUUGUCAUCAUGCGCUGGAGCUCGUUAAAAGAAAGUGACAAGGGGCGCUACUACUGCGCAGCAACCACUUUUGAAAAUGUUACGCACACAUUGAGUUAUGAGAUGACUGUUUUUGAUGUCAAGAAACCUGAAAUUUACCAUCAAACGACUGGUUCACGUCGUGUCAGUAUUGGCUCCAACGCAGCAUUUCAGUGUGGCAUCACAGGAUUGCCUCCCCCUACCAUUUUAUGGUUUAAAGAUGAUAAACGCAUUGAAGUUUCAGAGAAAGAUACAGAGAAAUCAAAUUAUGUUUUACAUGACCACAGUUUGACAAUAAAAAAUGCAUCAAAGGCCGAUGAAGGGAAUUAUCAGUGCAUGGGAAAAAACAGGGGCGGACAAGUCUGGAGUUUAAACAUGACUUUAUUAGUGGGUGAUGCCCCUAGCCAAGCUGGUUUCAUGCCUGCCUACAUUGGAAUCAUCAUCGCUAUAGUGGUCAUCAUUUGCAUUAUAUUUAUCAUCGUCAUCAUACGUCUGAAGCGCUCCAAAAAUGUUUUUCACAAAGAACUGGAGAACUAUCUUAUACAACCAACUGGCUAUUAUAACCCUGACCUUCCUGUUGAUGAGCAAACAGGUUGUUUGCCUUAUGAUCCUAAAUGGGAGUUCCCUAAAGAUCGUCUAAGAUUAGGAAUGAUUCUUGGUCAGGGUGCUUUUGGCCGAGUGAUGAAAGCCGAGGCCAUUGGUAUACACGCUGGUGAAGACGUCACAGUUGUAGCCGUAAAAAUGGUCAAAGAUUGUACGGACAAAGAGCAGAUGAUGGCUCUUCUGUCAGAGUUGAAAAUUCUCAUUCACGUUGGCCAGCAUUUGAAUAUCCUCAAUUUGCUUGGCGCUGUGACCAAAGACAUCAGAUUUGGAGAGUUAUAUGUCAUUGUAGAGUAUUGUCAUUUUGGAAACCUCAGAAGUUACUUGAUCAACAACAAAUCACAUUUCCAAGACACCAUGGAAGACACUGAGGACCCCAUUGCCUUUGCCAAGAGACAGAUAGCUGCAGGGGCUGAUAAAAAAGAUCCCUACUAUGUAAACAAGGCUGGGGGACCUAUGGGGAGUGCCGAUGUUUUAGGGCCAAACCUGACCACCAAAAAUUUAUUUUGCUGGGCAUAUCAGGUUGCCAGGGGAAUGGAGUAUCUUGCUUCUAAGAAGUACAUUCAUCGUGACUUGGCCGCUCGUAAUGUGUUACUGGCUGAGGACAAUGUUGUCAAAAUUUGUGACUUUGGAUUGGCUAAAGACUUGUACAAGGAUGUUGAGUAUCACAAGAAGGGAGAUGGCCCAGUGCCUGUCAAAUGGAUGGCGUUAGAGUCUUUUACUCACAGAAUCUACACAACAAAGAGUGAUGUGUGGUCAUAUGGUAUUUUAUUAUGGGAGCUCUUCACAUUAGGUGGCAACCCCUACCCAGGUGUUGAGAUCAAUGAGAAGUUUAUUGGUCUGCUCAAGUCCGGCUACAGGAUGGAGAAACCUCCCUAUGCCAGUGAAGAGCUGUACAAAGUUAUGCUGCAGACAUGGAAGGUGGAGCCAGAGGACAGACCCACCUUCUCACAACUUGUAGCCGCCAUUGGGGAUUUCCUGGAAGCCAACGUUAAACAGUAUUAUUUGGAUCUGUCAUCACCAUACAUCAAAAUGCUGAGUGACGAGGAAUGUGAAUCUAGUGAGCCCAACAUUGCUACAGACAGUGACGGGUACCUCAAGAUGUCACCCACCCUCCAUCCCAGUUACCUCAACAUGAAGGACAAACCCUCGACUGAAACUAAAUUCACUGAGGAAACUGAAAGCAAGCCACCUCGUUACAUAAACUUGAAGAGGUGGAAGGACGAACAGGCGGAUGAGGUGGAGUUAGAGCCCUUGAAUAAAGAGGCCAGGAGACUCUCUGUACCAGAUACCAUAGCACCAGGCUUUACACCAGCCUCAGAGCUACAGGUUCACAUUGUUGCUGAGGUACACAGCCAGGAGGACAACGACAGCGGCCACAGCAGCAGCUACGAGGGCACCGCCAUUGGGGGUGUUGACGCAGACGACUACCUAGUCCCAGUUUCUCUUCAAGAAAAAAAAUCUGCCGCGCCAGAGGAUGUGGAUGCUGCGCCAACGUCACCUGCCUACGUCAACCUCCCAAGCUCAAGCGUCAAGGACACCAAGCUCCCUCGUUAUCUCCGCUCGCCAUUGUCAGGCAGUGCCGGAGCCAAACCGACUGAGAAAGCCCAGAGAGAAACAGGGGAGUUCACCCCCAGCGGCGUGGCAGUCAGCAACCUGGGCUACAGCUCCACCGCCCCUGUUUCCAACAGCGGCGUCAGCUCCCAGAAACAUAAACCUCUCUCGCCUGACAGCGGCUUGCCCCGUUACCAAGGAAACUCUAAACCCGCAGGUGCCAGACCUGCUGCCGAGCUGAAAACUAGUCGCCCCCCUUCUCUCACCACCCCACUGUCACCGCUAACGAACCCCUUCGCCAAAUAUCAGCUACCCCGCCCAGCAUCUUCAGCGGAACCACCUAAUCCAUCAAACGACGGCGCCGCCCCUGGAAGCAGCCAGCCAUCAUUAGAUGCAGUUAAAACACGGUUAGCUAAAACAAGAAAUGGAAUGGGACCCAGCCGGUUCGGCUCAAACACGUCCAGCGGCUACAACUCUGAUUUUAGCCCGGUUGAACCAGUACCUCCACAAGAUUACCGCAUGGUAUUAGAGGAUGUCACUGAGACAGACAUUCUUGUUUAGACAGACUUAACAAGUGGCAUUUUCGUACCUGCAUCAGUUGGCUCAGUUUUGCUUUAAGUAGUUUAACAAAGACACUUACAUACGAAGCAUCAAAUCUCCUGUAAAUUAAUUUGUAUUUUGCUCACUAUAAAUAUAUCUUUUAGUUGAACCUCUCCAUUUUUUAACUUUAAAACUUUGAACAAUAUUUAUCUUCCAAGAUAGUUUACCGCCUAAGAACUACAAGAUUCAAUAUUAAAAUGAUUUCUACAAUAAACUUCUAAAAUAGCCCUAAUUUUUAUCAUAAGAAAAAUUAUUUAUGGAACGGUGUUAAAUUAAAAAAAUUAUUAAUUUAUUUAUAAAAUAAAAAUGUUAUCACUUCAGUUUAAUACUCAAUAACUUCAAAUUUUUUGUUCUCUGUUAAUUAAUUAUUUAAUGAGCAUAAAUUUUAUUAAAAUAAAAAUGCCAAAUUUUGAAAACUUAAUUUUUUACUGAUAAAGGCUACAGUUCUUAACAAAAGUUUCUAAACCUUGAAGAGUUACAUUUUAACUCCUCAGAAUAUUUGAAAAUUAGUGGUCUAGUUUGUUUUCAAAAGUUUGUACUAGAUAAUAAUUCAGUAUAACAAUACAACUGGUCAAACUUUUCUUUUAGUAUUGAAUCCAAUGUCAUCCUGACACAUUCACUAUACAGUAUUAAAACAUUGUUUACCUUGUCAAUGGGUAAUUUGUGAUUAAGUUUUCAAAAUAUAACAUGUUUAGUUUUUAUUAAAAUAAAUAGUGUACCCGAUGAAUUCAACAUUAAAUUCAAUAUUAAGUUAAAAAAAAAGCAUUUGGAAAACAUAAGACAAAGAAUAAAAAUCACAGUAACAAUAAAGAAAUUUAAAAAAAAAAUACUUUAAUCUUUUGCGCAUCAAAUUAAACUACAAUGAAACUUUGAGGACCUCAAAAUCAUGAACAAACUUAAAAGUUCCAGAGUGUCAAUAUCUUAACCAAUUACAGGACCUUAAAAACUUGUUUGUUUAGACUCACAACAUUGAAUAAAUUUUAAAUGCAGUUUAAUAACAUUCAACCAGUGCAACCUCAUAAAUAUUUUGUCAUUAAAAUAAUCUUCUAGUUUCAUUUCCCACAAGUACACAAAUUAUGAUAUUAACUUUUAAUUUACAUUAGCAUUGGUAGUAAAAAUUUUAAAAUGUAACAUUAAGACACUUCCAUUUCUUUAUAUAAUUUUUUUAAAAAUAAAUAUUAUUCAUACACAACUUAAACUAUGCAAGUAUGUGCAUAUAAUACUUCUUCUACCUUUAAUAAAUUAUGUAGAUUAAAUUUUUAAAAACUGUAAAAAAAAAAAAUCACAUUUUUACGAGGUCAUGUUGAGGCAGCUUCUCUCAAAUACAAUGCCGAUUGUUUAAGAAGAAAGCUUGAAUCAACUUUAGAUUACCUUUCACCAUUAUUAGAUUCCUUUAGAUGUUUCAUUUAUAGUUUUUCCUUUCCUAGUAGAAUGUAGAUGAUGAUAGUUUGCUUUGUUUUGUUUUGAAAUAUUUUUUGGUACAAGUAUUUCUGUCAAAUUUAGAAGCUGUAAUUUUUAUAACCAUUGUAAAAAAAAACAACUUUUUGUUGUGUAUUUGAAAAUUGGAAAUACAUUUAUUAAAUUAUUUGAUUUAAAAUUGGUUAAAUUUUUUAAAAAUUGUCCAGUCAUGCAGUCUUUGAAAUCAGGAACUUAUAUAGACAAUGUGAGGUAUUUAAAAAAACAUGCGACUUAAUAAUUUUUAAAUAAAUUACGGUCAAGAAUACAUUUUUAAAAAUUGAUUAAUCCACAUCAAAAUGCGUUUUCAAGCACAAGGAUGUCUGUUGUAGUACUAUCUUACACAAGCUAUGUGCAAUCCUUUCAUUGGAGUUCUCUGCAAGUAUUUCUAUCAGUCAAAUUAAUUUGUUGAUUUUUCUUUAAAGGUUUGUUGACAGUAUUCACCCACACAACACAAUGUCUUACACCGCGUUCACACUUGCUACAUGUAUA
Messenger RNA from Physella acuta, 5610 nucleotides. Its product is annotated as vascular endothelial growth factor receptor 2-like. Gene Ontology annotation, molecular function: ATP binding; transmembrane receptor protein tyrosine kinase activity. NCBI's taxonomy places the organism in Eukaryota, Metazoa, Mollusca, Gastropoda, Physidae. Gene Ontology annotation, cellular component: plasma membrane; signaling receptor complex. The record is from RefSeq and is a predicted model, not a curated record. Gene Ontology annotation, biological process: cell surface receptor protein tyrosine kinase signaling pathway; positive regulation of kinase activity; protein phosphorylation.